AUGUAUCCCUCACUCAAGUUCGCUUGUUCGUUUUUACUGAUCCUUACCAUAAUCCUUAUCAACUCACCCCCCUCUUCAUCGACGACUCCGUCAAGUCCAGGCUGCCCGCUCUCGACAAAGUGUCCGUAUUACUCGUCUUUGAUCUCUCAUUCCCCACUUCCUUCCGUUGACUGGUCAAAUUCAGCCUGCCCGCUAAAGGACAAAUGUCCAUACUUUGAGAAACUCAGGAAGGAAUUUGAUGAUAAUAACGGCGUCUUGGGUGAUGGAUGUCCGUAUAUGAGUAAAUGUCCGCACGCACAUGACAAAGAGAAGACGCCCGGAGACGUCAACAACUGUCCGCAUUUUAAGCACGGCGCGGAGGGACAUGGGGAUGUGACCAAAUGUCCGCAUUUGAACAAGAAGAAGGAAGAGGCAGCGAAAGACGAGUUGUAA
Messenger RNA from Paraglomus occultum, 432 nucleotides. Lineage: Eukaryota; Fungi; Glomeromycota; Glomeromycetes; Paraglomerales; Paraglomeraceae. The record is from the annotation of a GenBank genome assembly.